AUGGAUUCAAUGAAUUUCAAGACAGUCAGAGCAGUUACCCCUGAAAAGGUAUCUAGAUUUAGUGGAAUCUCAAAAAACUCGGAGAAUUUGAAUCCCAAUGUGUCGAGCCCUUCUUUAAAGCUGUCGAAUUCACCAUUGGUGAAAUCUGCAAAAAGCACAAAGAAGACCGUUUCAGAAAACCCUAAUAUUGGGCCUUCGCCGAAGAACAAGAUUCGAGCGAGGAAGUUUGUGAUCGCGAAGAAGAAAUCGCAGAAAGAGGAAUCGAAUGGUUUGGCGGCUGCUGUGGCUUGUACCAAGUGUGAGAAGACAAAUGGGAGAUCUAAGUGUUUGUGUGUGGCCUAUGAGAGUCUGAGGGCUUCUCAAGAAGAAUUUUUCAAAAGCCGUGGUAAAAUAGAUGACGGGGUUGAUUUCAAGAAGUUAAAGGAAUGCGAUAGUAGAGUCGAUGGGGAGGAGAAUGGAGUCAAUUCCAUAAAUCAGAAUACAGAGUUUGCACAAGGACCCGAAUGUGAUUUUCUGGAGAUUAACAGGGAAAAUGAAGACGAUUUGAAUGGGAAUGUGGUGAAUGGUGAAAUGGGUAUGAAGAGAAGGAGGGCUAGAUUGAUGGAAGAGGCAAGAAAAAGUGUGCCGGAUCCGGGGGCUGGAAGAGUGAUGCAUUUGGUUAAGGCCUUUGAGAAGCUUUUGACAAUUCCAAAAUCAAGUGAUUCUGAGGAAAAAGAGGAGCAGGAAUUGGAGGAUAAUAAGAAGGGAAUUAAAUGGGCAUUGCCUGGAUUGCAAAAUCCUCCUGAGGUUCCAGAAACACAGAUUUCUUCAUCUUCAUUCUGUCCUUCAGAUUUUUUCCUCACCUCAGAGAGCUUAGGUCUGGAUUCACGCCGUACAUCUUCACUUAAUAGCAGCCAAGGAAGUGUUUCAAGUAGCACUGGUGGUCAAAGAAGUAGACGAAAUAGUACCGAGUCAUCUGGGACUUUUGCUAGAAGAAAAUGGAAGAGAAGGCAGCCUAAAGCAACCUCCCUAAAGCCCUUCAAGCUUUUAACUGAGGAAAGAGGAAAAUGCAAAGAGGAAGAAUUUAUGAAGAAGGUCCAACAGAUGCUGGAGGAAGAGGAGAAGCUUAGGAUACCAAUUGCUCAAGGUCUUCCAUGGACAACAGACGAACCAGAGUGUUUAAUCAAGCUUCCAGUUAAAGACAUUACAAGGCCUGUAGAUCUGUUACUGCACAGUGACAUUAGGGCUGAGGAGCGAGCUGGGUUUGAUCAUCAGGUGGCAGAGAAGAUGAGUCUUAUUGAACAGUAUAGGAUGGAAAGAGAGAGACAGCAGAAGUUAGCAGAAGAAGAAGAAAUCAGGAGGCUGAGAAAGGAGCUAGUUCCAAAAGCUCAACCCAUGCCAUAUUUUGACAGGCCCUUCAUUCCUAGAAGGUCGAUGAAGCAACCGACUAUACCAAAAGAGCCAAAGUUCCAUAUGCCUCAAAACAAGAAGAUCAAGUGCGCGGGAAUGACUUGUGUACACAAUUGCAACGAAGCUUGA
Molecule: messenger RNA, 1518 nt
Organism: Fraxinus pennsylvanica
Lineage: Eukaryota; Viridiplantae; Streptophyta; Magnoliopsida; Lamiales; Oleaceae
Source: the annotation of a GenBank genome assembly